AUGUCUUCAACAACACGAAUAGUGAAGAUUCCGGAUACCACAUGGAACCUUCAUAAGGAUGAUGUUUUGAAGCUCUACUUAGACGAUGGUCGCUUUUUGAGGGACAUCGUUGAUAUCAUGAAGACUGAACAUGGAUUCGAAGCGACGAUUUCGCAGUACGAGGCACGAUUUAGAAAGUGGAAGGUUCGAAGAAAUCUGAAGGUCUCAGAAUGGCGUCGCAUUUUCAGCACGUUGGAUAGUUUGCAUCCCGGUACCAUAAGCCGAAUCAUUCUAUCGGGCAGGAUCGUUGAUGAAAAAACAAUCCGUCGCGCUAGGCGGAAUUGUAAAAGUAAAUCCACGAGAAUCGAAGACAAUUCUCAAAUGGACGAUCUCUUCAAUAAUGAGGCCCAUAACUUCUCUAUUGAAAUCCAAAACCAAGACGGCACUUGGUCUCAAUUCCUGGGAGGUGAUGGUGUCGAUCCAAUACUGCCCUCGUCUCAUUCAAGCUUCGAUAACCUUCACGUCCCUCAGGACCUUGUACCAAUGGAUGUAACAAUGGAUGAAACUUACGAUGUUGUGGAGAACCAGAUGAUCAGAUUACAUGACUGCCUAACUGACAACAUGCCUUUGCGUGCGCCUACCGGGGCUCCUAUAAUGCCAACCAACAUUGACGACAGUGGACAUGGUGAUUUCGUUGGAUUCUUAAUGAAUAAUCCCAGUCCUAUAAAUUGGCCCUCCCCAGGAAACUCGACGGCACAACCCUCUUUUAUGUGGGAGAACUCUGGUAUCAACUUAGAGAUAUUUCAAUUAGGAUACUCUUUGGGUGACCCUUACAAAUGGCUCAAGCGUCUGUCUCUCGGCACAAUUAGCAAGCAGCUCGCAUCAUGGAAAAGACACUUCCCUACGAUCCAGAACGAAGUCAUAAGGCCAUUGAGGGAUAUGCAAGCGUAUAUGGACGUUUCCGGGUCAACAACCCAGGAAUUCUCCCAUUCCAGUUGCUAUUAUCAAAAUCUCCAAGCAUUGGUACCGGAGGGUUUGCUUCCAAAGCAACGGGGAAAUGAGAUGUUCGUGACAAGCGCCAGUGAAACUCUUAACGAUGAGAGUUUGCUCUCAGGGCUUGUCUUUACGAUGAUGAAUAGGCUAAUUGAUCUAAAAGAUAUUCCCAUAGGAUCGAUACUGAAGCUAUUCGCACAUUCCGGGAAAACCAAUACAAUGCCGACCCCAUUUUCGGAGGCCAAAUACGACCACGCUACAAGAGCGCUUGCGGAAUUCCUUUUCGAAGCCGCAAUAGAGGAGGGCGAAAAUAGUGUUCUCCGUAUACUCCUACGCACAGGCUUAGUUAGCGCGAAUCAGACUAUAUCUACCAAACGAGGAUCUCAACGUAGAGCAAUUGAGCGUGUGGCGGAGCUGCGCAAUUUGACCGCUAUGGAAAUCCUACUGGAUACAGAAGAAGACCUUACUCAAGCAAACCAAAAUAAUCUGAUAGAUAUCUACACUAGAUAUAUAAAUUUUGUUGACGAAGAAUGUGUCCAAUUUUGCCUAUUGAUACGAAACCGUUGGCCUAAUGCAACUAGUGAAGUAUUUAGGGACGGCAAAUUUUGGACCAAAGAGGCAAUUCGAUUGUCGCUCACUUCAUUCACACCUCCUGAGCACUCAAUGAUGAUUGAAUAUGGGAUUUUGCACAGCAUACCAAGCGAAAUGGAAGGCGGCGAGGCAGUAGAUGCUGUACGCCUCAUCCAUGACAACUGCAAGAAAACGGGGUGUGGCUGCUUUUACCGCGAUCCUAUAGGGCUAAAAGCUGCUUUGCUUAUAUGUGCUGAAGAUGGUCACUACAAGCUUGCUAAAUUUCUACUCCCGUUCUGCCGCCAUAAAUACCUGCUCGAAGCCUUGAGCGUCUCGAUUAGAUCCCAUUGGGGUAAUCUGGUAGCCCUCCUUAUGAGAAAUAUAAAAGAUGAUUAUUCCCAGGAAUAUGAUUCCGAUGAAAGCGACGACGAGUUUUACGACGGAAGCUACGAUUAUCUUCUGGCUCCUUUAGCUGAGGCUCUCUUAUCAAACGAUACAGCACUAGUUAAUCGCCUUGAAAGAGCAGGUGCACUAUCUCGCACUAUUCUUGGAGACGUCAUGGCCGCAGCUGUGGAAAUUCGAAACAUUGGCUAUAUAAAAAGACUUCUGGACCAGUUCGACCCUGUACGCCCGAAAGAUUUAUCAGCCGCACUUUUCAUAGCAAUAGAAAACGGGUUUGAUGAUAUCGCCUUCAUCCUCCUAGACGCGGGAGCUAGUGUCAACCACGGAAGCGAGAUAGAAAUGAAUGGGAAAAAGUACAAUGGUCUGCCAUUGAAUGCAGCUAUCAAGCGAAGGAAUUUUCAACUUGCGCGUACUAUAUUAAAUGCAGACAUCGGACCCGAGGGAAUCGAUGGUGAUACCUUUCGGAUAAUUUACAAAUCAGAUGCAAUAUCUAUAUUUAAUGAGGUCAUACAAUCUAUGGCGGAUAUAUUUUCUAGAAGCCCUUAUGCGCUAGACACUCAUGGACCACUGCCGAGUCUUCUUUCCGAUUUGCAUGAGGCCGGGCAGUACGAUCUGUUAAAGAUUCUUCUAUCUUCACUGAACAGAGUAAAUGACGGCAUAAAUAGAUCUUUCGAUUACGCGAUUAGAACCGGCAAUAUUGGAUUAGCACAAUUCAUGCUAUCUCAUGGAGCAAUCAAGUCACUCAUACCCUUCCUGGGGUCUGCAACCGUGAUGGGCCAAACUGCUAUACUCCGGCAGCUCUUACUUCAAGUGCAAAACAAUGUUACACCUGGUUCAAUACCUUUCCCAUUAUAUUCUGCGAUUCACGAUGAUCAGAACAACAUUCGUUUCAAUUUUGAAUGUCUAGAUAUUCUCUUCGCAUCGAACAUAUUUGACUUUGAAGUUGAUUACAACUGCAGUGGAUCACCGCUAUGUAUGGCUAUUGAUAUUACAGAUAAGCAUCCUGACGGCAGAUUUUUCAUCGUGAAGAAACUUCUAGAGGCCGGCUGUAAUCCGAACACUAUAGGUACUACAAUAGCCAUUAAUGGAGCAGAUGUUUCUGAAACCGCAUUGUUACAGGCUAUCAGCAAGAGAAAUGAGAGACUUGUCCGACUACUAGUACGUUGGAAGGCCAAUGUUCACGGCACUGCGCACCUUCUUACUGUACGGCGAACGCCGUUGCAGAAAGCUGCAGAGGUUGGCGACUUGGCUAUUGUCAAGUUUCUUCUUGAGCACGAGGUUGAUGUGAAUGCUCCCCCGACAACACGCAGCGGCGGAACGGCUCUUCAAUUUGCUGCAAUCAGUGGAAAUUGCAAUGUAGCGGCUGAACUUCUAAGUCACGGUGCGCUUCUGCAUACACCACCACUAUCAAAGGCCAAUGGGCGAUGGCCCAUUGAGGGGGCUGCGGAAAACGGUCGCUUUCACAUGAUUGAAUACCUCUGGAUAGCUAAGGAAAAUACAUUUCUGCCUGAUGGCUGCGAGACUGGCUUCGAGGAGAAGUAUUGUCGUAGAGCGAUGAAGCUUGCUGAGAGAUAUGGACACAUCGCAUGCCGGGAUCUAAUUGCCGAAAAAGCUGGGUUGAGUAUCGAUGAUGAAGAAGAUGAUGAAGAAGAUGAUGAAGAUGAUGAAGAAGAUGAUGAAAAGGAAUGA
Molecule: messenger RNA, 3633 nt
Organism: Daldinia decipiens
Lineage: Eukaryota; Fungi; Ascomycota; Sordariomycetes; Xylariales; Hypoxylaceae
Exons: 2
Coding region: 1-3633 (1210 amino acids)
Molecular function (GO): protein binding
Source: RefSeq, a predicted model, not a curated record